This is a messenger RNA of Clavispora lusitaniae ATCC 42720, 867 nucleotides long. RefSeq lists its product as uncharacterized. The record is from RefSeq and is a predicted model, not a curated record. NCBI's taxonomy places the organism in Eukaryota, Fungi, Ascomycota, Pichiomycetes, Serinales, Metschnikowiaceae.
AUGAAUAUUUCUUACACAUACCCAAGGCCCUCUACAAUUUCGACAGACAUGAGACUUUCUCGCGAUGAACUACUCAAUAAAAAUCUCGAAAUGAGCAGAAGUCCAGUAUUAGCCUCGCCCAAGGAAACUUCCCUGCCAUAUAAGAAGACUUUCAACAGUAACAACAGCACACCUGAAUCCUUGACAAUCCCAUUGAGUGAUCCUAUAGACGAUAUUUUUCAUGAAAGCAAGCAUAUAAUCGAUGCUUAUGUUAUUUCAUUACCCUACAUGGACGAUGAACUGAAAGCCGAUGUCAUUGAUCCAAAUGCCCAAGUGAAAGUAGCACCUAAGCUUUUACCAUUUGAAAAGCAUGCUUUACAGCCUCUCGCUGAAAGACAAUUUAACAACUUACAAAAUGCAUUUAAUCCUCACAAUGGGCUCAAAACACCUCGGAAGGAAACAGAAACACUCUUGCCACAAUCAUCUGUCAAAAAGCCUAGAUCAGACAUUCAACAAUCAACACCAGUGCCAAAUGAAAGGCAAGAGUUUUUGAAUAAGGACAUUACCACUCUCAAAAAGCUUGAAACGGAAGAGGCCGACUCAUCUUUUGAUCCUUUAGCCUGUCACGCGGGCAACAUCAUGCGUAUGGCUAUGGAUUCUACCAUGUUGGGGUCGUUUUGUAACCAUAGUUUUUCCUCUACAUUCUCGAAUCUAGCAGAUGAUUCGGCACUUGAAAGGAAUGCAUUAGAUGAUGAGUACGAUCCAGACCGGAGUAUUCUAGAACGGCUAAGAGCAUGGCCGAAGUCUACGCUCAACAAAAAGCGGGCCACAAAAAUUGACAUCAGUGCAGAAGAACUCCGGAGUGCGAUCAACGAACCCAUUCGCUAA